AUGUCUAAACCAACUCUUCAAUCGUUACGUUCAGCUUCUGCUCUUCAGCCAUUCCGACCUGUUCUUCGACGAAGCUUCAUAACUUUGCCCGGCACAGAGACCCAGAAGUUAACAGCCACAAGGAUAUUACCCUACAAGUCAUCGAGUCUCUAUACCAUCAUUGCAGACGUCGAUAGUUAUUCCAAUUUUCUACCGUACUGCAUCGAAUCGAAAGUGACCAAAUGGUCUUCACCAGACAAGAAUGGCAAGCGCUGGCCAUCUGAGGCAGACCUAAAGGUUGGAUGGGGUGGAUAUGAAGAAAUUUUCACAUCGAGGCUCUUAUGCGCCCCAGGGUCAACUGUUGAAGCUCUCGGUGGUGAAGCGCGAACAUCUCUUCCAAAAGCAGACAUUGAACACCAUUCUGCAACAUUCAACUCUCCCGCAGUCGCAAACAACAUCUUUCAAUCGCUGAGUACAGUAUGGACAGUCAAACCGUUUCACUACAAGCCACCCUCAGGUCGACCGCAGACAGAUAAUGCAGUACUUCCAGCUCAGGAACAAACAGAGGUUCAUUUGGAAAUCGAUUUCCAGUUCUCGAAUCCGAUAUAUGCGGCAUUGAGCAAGGCUGUUGCGCCUAAGGUUGCUGGCAUCAUGAUUGAAGCCUUUGAGGUUCGGGCAAGGAAGAUUUUAGAUGGGCCGGGAGCUAUUGUGAAAGAGAAGGAUACGAUGGAUAAUGUGUUGAGUGCCGGGAAGAAGAUUGGAGUUUGA
This is a messenger RNA of Cadophora gregata, 747 nucleotides long. RefSeq lists its product as uncharacterized. The record is from RefSeq and is a predicted model, not a curated record. The transcript has a single exon. NCBI's taxonomy places the organism in Eukaryota, Fungi, Ascomycota, Leotiomycetes, Helotiales, Ploettnerulaceae. Bases 1 to 747 code for a protein of 248 amino acids. Gene Ontology annotation, biological process: ubiquinone biosynthetic process; cellular respiration. Gene Ontology annotation, cellular component: mitochondrion. Gene Ontology annotation, molecular function: ubiquinone binding.